AUUCCGUAAAUUCUGCAUUAACACACGUUAACGCACGUUCCGCACUGUCUGACUUCUCCCUCAGGCUUCUCUGUUUUAAGCGUUCAGUUCAGCUGAGUUCAGCUGAGCUUGACAUUGUCUUACAUUUGUUGACAUUCACUUUUGGCACGUACGUUUAACAUAGCAAUCACAAAAAUAGUAAAAAUUUAUCAAUAAAACAAUGGGUAUUGUCCAUGCUAAGGAACCUAAUAAAUCUUCAGGCUUGGGUCUGUCAUCUAAUAAGGAUGCUUCUACAAAUAAACACAGUGAAUUACCAUUGAAUGCAACAAGUGACCUUCCAACUUUUAACAAUAAGUCUCAGUUGUAUGAAAAAGAACCAAAGAUACAAACAAAAAUUUUGGAUUUACAAGCAGUAAAAGCACGAGUUGAUAAAAUACAUGUGGAUGGUCUUAAGCGAACAAGAGAUGAUAUAAUCGAGUCUCAAGUAACUGAUUUAUUUAAAGCAAAAACCUUUGAGGAUGUUAUUAUACACUCUCAUAAAGUACGAGAGAGAUUAGAUGCUUUGGGAUGCUUCAGACAUAUCGGAAUUUACAUAGACACUAGUCAAGGUCCUGACGCUACUCCUGAUGGUGUCGAAAUUACAUUUACAGUACAUGAAAUGAGACGUUUGGCUGGUGGUAUUAGUACAAUGAUCGGCAACAAUGAAGGAUCCUUAAUUAUCGGUGCAAGAGCGCCGAAUUUGUUUGGACGAGCAGAACGCAUUCAAAUGGAAUAUUCUCAUGGUAACAAAAAUUCGAUCAACUUCAAUGUAUCCGCCAUUAAACCAUUUCCACUGAGCUUAUAUAACGCAGUAUUAACUGGCACUAUAUUUAGUACAACACACGAUUAUCCGUGGUCUGGCUUUAAACAGAAUGAUAAAGGACUACUUUUUGAUAUGGAACUCAAUCCAACAAGCACUUCUAAGCACAAUGUACAAUAUGAAGCUGCAUUAAGAACCAUAACUUGCUCGAAACAGGCAGCCUUUCGUGUUCGAGAGCAAUGCGGACCAAAUUUUAAAUCGGCAAUUAGAUACAUUUGGACGAGAGAUAAAAGAGAUUCUGUUAUUUUUCCUGUUACUGGAAGCUUGAUGCGAUUAACAACAGAGAUGGCCGGAUUAGGUGGUGAUAUAGGUUUCUUAAAGAACGAACUUAUCAUACAGAGCAAUUGGUCGCCGCAUGAAUAUCUUACAUUCCAAUUGGGUCUUCAAUCUGGACUGUUGAAUGCAAUCAGCAACGACAUGAAAAUAAGUAUUGCCGAUAACUUCUUUCUAGGUGGUCCAUUAAAUCUUCGUGGAUUUGACAUGAGAGGAUGCGGACCGCGUCACGACGGAAAUUCUGUGGGUGGCGAAAUGUACUGGGCAGCCGCUCUUCAUGUAUAUACACCACUGCCGUUUAGACCUGGCCAUAAUGGUUUUGGGGAUUUAUUUAGACUACACGGUUUUAUCAAUGGUGGUAACUUGUCCAAUUUCACAUUUGCAUAUGAUGAUUUUUACAAAGAAAACAUGAAGAUCUUUACAGAGAACGUUCGUUGUGCCAUUGGAGCUGGUCUCGCAAUGAAGUUGGGAAAUGUCGCCCGCAUAGAACUAAAUUUAAUUACUCCACUAUUGUUUAUGAGAAAUGAUGUGCUCCAACAAUUUCAAUUUGGUAUUGGCGUGCAAUACCUUUGAGCUUUUCUUAUAUUUUGAUAGUUUACAGGUUUUUUAACUUACUGUGCGAAAUUAUUCUUUAAUUUGGAAUGUAGAAAACUGAACGUAGAAAAAUGUAUGUAAAUUUACUUCUAUUUGGUUUGCAAACUACUGUGAAAAUUCAAAGUAAAACUAUUCUCAA
Molecule: messenger RNA, 1844 nt
Organism: Pseudomyrmex gracilis
Lineage: Eukaryota; Metazoa; Arthropoda; Insecta; Hymenoptera; Formicidae
Product: sorting and assembly machinery component 50 homolog
Exons: 8
Coding region: 200-1684 (494 amino acids)
Biological process (GO): mitochondrial respiratory chain complex assembly; protein insertion into mitochondrial outer membrane
Cellular component (GO): outer membrane; SAM complex
Source: RefSeq, a predicted model, not a curated record